AUGUCCGCCUGGGAGCGGAUGAUGGUCGAUCGAGCCCCGAGAGCAGUCAGUGAAGCGGCAACGACGGCCUGCCUUAAACAGGGGAUUGGUGAGAUUAAGGUCACUGCCCCAAAAGCCUGGGAGCAAAAUAGCAACAUUAUUGAGGCCAACCUAUGCUCGUCAGCCAAUGUGGAAGCCAUCUUGAACGAGGACAUCAUUCGCUUUUGUGGUGAAAACGUACUGGUAUUCUCAUCACUGGAGCGGCUACCUCCUAAAGUCACUGAUUACGAUCCAACGAAGGUUACGAGCAAGUACGAUCUUAGCAAACGGCAAGAGGAAAAGAGUCUGCUAAUUGACGCCUCAAAAGCAGCACCGAGUAUGAAAAGUCGUCUACGUUCUCCUUCCACAGAUAUGAGGACUCGCUCAAAAAACGGACUCGCCCGCAACGCUCUUGUCAAAUCCGUCAGCCCCGCACCUCCACCCGUGCUUUACCCAAAAGCACGUGGUCUCCCAACUGCUCAAUACUGUCCACUUCCAUGCACAUCCACCUCUUCAGAAUCAUCCGAAUCUGAAGGGAUCUGUGCAGACUACCUCAGCAAGACUAGCACAUCGAUGACGUCGUCAAUAUUUGAUGAAGAUUUGAUGACUCGUAGACUGAACGACUCGCUCUAUAAAAAUGUUCUUCAUAUGGAUCAUUCCUCAGCGGACGCAACUGAUUUUGUUGACAACAGGCGUUGUUUUUCGGCAACUCGAAGUCGUCUUGGAGUUUCCUUUAUGCAUGAGACUGCUAGCACACCAAAGGCUACUAGAAUACCAACACUGAUGUCCCGCAGUCUUUCGGCGUCCUACGAUCGGAACAGAAUGCUGUGCUCCGAAUCGCCUGUAGUGAGCGGAUCCCGUGAGCAGCUAUGCGGUGUCGUUGCGAAACAGGAAGCUCUUCAACUUCUCGAAAGAAGUCGAGCAAGAAGGCCAGUUCGUGUUGCUGGUUACGAAGCAAGGUAUGGCGAGCUUUUU
Molecule: messenger RNA, 993 nt
Organism: Ostertagia ostertagi
Lineage: Eukaryota; Metazoa; Nematoda; Chromadorea; Rhabditida; Trichostrongylidae
Source: the annotation of a GenBank genome assembly